Messenger RNA from Bubalus bubalis (water buffalo), 1423 nucleotides. Its product is annotated as zinc finger matrin-type protein 1. NCBI's taxonomy places the organism in Eukaryota, Metazoa, Chordata, Mammalia, Artiodactyla, Bovidae. The coding region runs from base 635 to 1423 and encodes 262 amino acids. The transcript has 2 exons. The record is from RefSeq and is a predicted model, not a curated record.
ACUGUGUCCCAAGGCGAUGAGCUUAAGUGUUCCUGAAAGAAAGAAAAAGUGAAAGUCGUUCAGUCCUGUCCAACUCUUUGUGAUCCCAGGGACUAUACAGUCCAUGGUAUUCUUCAGGCCAGAAUACUGGAGCGGGUAGCCUUUCCCUUCUCCAGAGGAUACUCCCAAACCAGGGAUCAAACCCAGGUCUCCCUCAUUGCAGGCAGAUUCUUUACCAGUUGAGCCACAAGGGAAGCCCUAAGUGUUCCUAAAUCACCUAAAAUUCUAUGACUGGAUUUAUUUCUCCUGAUAGCCUGGAGCUGUGAGAUGGUGAGAUUCUAAAACCUGAAAUCCCCAAAGAGGUGUGGCUUCCUGCUUCCCAGCUUCCCUGCUUCCAGGGGAUCUGGCAGAGAUGUUUGAGCUGCAAAGAAGUUGAGAUUCUUCUCCUGGAGCUGAGUAAAACCUAUCCCUGACUAGUGAUCCCUUCCUGCCUCCCUGUCUCCCUCCCUUCCUUCUUUCCUUGGAGGUACUAGGCAGGAGAAACUCUGCUCUCCGUAGGCCCACAGGUCUUCUACUUACAUGACCCUAAAGUCUUGUAGGCUCAAGAAAUAAGGGUUCCACCUGUGAAAAUUUCUCUCAGUAAACUAGUGCAUGCAUGGUGGUGAUUCCAGGUAAAAGAGAUUCAUCCAUAGUCAGUAUAAUGGAAAAUUCUAAGACCUGUGACUCUUUUCAACAUGAACUUCAGGAUUACAUCAGAAAGCAGAGAGCCAGAGGAUUAAAGCCAGAGGUUUGCUUUAGAAAGGGGACAGAAGACUCUGCAUACAAAGAAAGUGACCACACAGCACCCAGACCUCCAGUUCUGGAGCAGGGCUUCCCUUUCAGGCAGCCCCACAAGUCCUGUGGUUCCUACAAAAGGCCGAAAACAGUGGAAAGCCACUUGUCCCCACUGUCCAGUAGUCAUCACUUGAGACAAAGACUGGAACCUGUUAGUCACUGUCAGAAAAAACACGACCAUUUCUUCAAUAACUGGUGGUUUCCAAGGCCUCCUGUGCAAGGAAUGACCACUGGUCCCCACGCCACACAACACAAAGAUGAGGCUAGCUGCAUCCCAGAGUACCUCACCAGCAUCCAUCAAGAUAGAGAUCAAGACAGAGGCUGGAAGAGAAGAUCCAGGGAAAAGGAAGGAGGAGGACAUGGUGGCAAGGAGCAGGCAGAGUGGAAGAGGAAGAACCACGAGGAUGGAGAUUCCUACAAAGAGAAUAGGAGGAAGGCCAAGGUGGAGCCAGGCAGCACAGAGAAGUCCAAACACAGAAAGAAGAGCACCCACGACUGGGACACCAGGAAGGAGAGGAGAAGGUCCAGUAGAGAGAAGAAGCAUCCUGGCAAACACAGCGCCCAAGAGUGGGACUUGUGGGAUGAAGCUAUCCUUGGCGGUUGUUACUGA